This is a messenger RNA of Cooperia oncophora, 366 nucleotides long. Lineage: Eukaryota; Metazoa; Nematoda; Chromadorea; Rhabditida; Trichostrongylidae. The record is from the annotation of a GenBank genome assembly.
AUGCCUUGUGAAGCGGAGGUUCGUAGCUUACGCGUUAGAAUGACGUUGCCUCCAAGUAAAUUGGCGCCGGAUAGGAAGCUCGAUUUUGGCGAUCUAUGUGGAAGUAUCAUUAGCUGCCCAAAUGAGUGCGAAAUGAACCAACACAUGCAGGGAGUUUCUCCGUAUUGGAGAGGAUUGGCGGUAAAUGUUGGCAAAGAAAAAUGUUGUUAUACUAUUGCGGACAGAAUGAUACAUGAGAGGUGUACACUCCGAGACGAACACCGGGAAUAUUAUGUAGAAGAUCUGAUAGAUCAUCGUCAUCCUGCAAAAUUCCGAAUGAAUUACUAUCGUAUGGAACAAAUUUGGUCCCACAUAGAGAAGCUGUGA